Messenger RNA from Parnassius mnemosyne (clouded apollo), 996 nucleotides. The record is from the annotation of a GenBank genome assembly. NCBI's taxonomy places the organism in Eukaryota, Metazoa, Arthropoda, Insecta, Lepidoptera, Papilionidae.
AUGCCGUUUGGAUUGUGCAAUGCUCCAGCAACGUUUGAAAGGUUGAAGGAGCUUGUACUUACCGGGCUAAUUGGCGAUGCCUGUCUGGUCUACAUCAUCAUCGUAGGCCGUACGUUUGAGGAACACCUUCAAAACCUGGAACGCGUGCUCAUGAAGAUCCAGAGUGCCAAACUCAAGUUAAGUCCGAAGAAGUGCUCACUAUUCAAACGGCAAGUUAGCUUUUUGGGUUAUGUAGUGUCGGAAGAAGGUAUCCGCACGGAUCCAGAGAAAAUUGCCGCUGUCAAGGAUUGGCCGGUUCCAAAAGACAAGACACAGGUUAGAGCAUUUUUGGGUUUGUGCUCUUACUAUCGGCGAUUUGUGAAGAACUUUGCAGAUAUAGCCAAACCUCUGCACAAGCUAACCGAGGAGAAGCGACAUUUCUGCUGGGAUGAAAGUUGCGAUAUUGCAUUCCAGGAGCUCAAUAACUGUCUAUGCAAAACACCUAUCUUUGUGUACCCUGAUGCGGGCAAGGAAUUUAUAGUUGACACAGACGCAAGUGAUAUAGGACUUGGCGGUGUGUUUUCUCAACGGAAUGGUGAUCAAGAGAUUGUGAUAGCGUACUUCAGCAAGUCGUUGUCAAAACCGGAAAGGAACUAUUGUGUCACAAGACGGGAAUUGCUUGCUGUGGUAACGUCCUUGCAGCAUUUUAGCAAAUAUCUCCUGGGGCGGAAAUUCUACUUACGAACUAACCAUGCUGCACUGAAAUGGCUAUUGCAGUUCAAAAAUCCGGAAGGACAAGUUGCGAGAUGGAUUGAACUACUACAGGAAUACGACUUUGUGAUCGAACAUCGCAGCGGGAAAUCUCAUGGCAAUGCAGAUGCAUUAUCAAGAAGACCUUGCCCUGACGAUUGCAAGCAUUGUACUAGGCAAGAGGGUAAAGAAGUGGUAUCUGUGAGGAUACUCAGGAUAGACCAGCUUAGCAAUGAGUGGAAGUACAGCCGAUUCUGGAAUGGAUGA